Molecule: messenger RNA, 204 nt
Organism: Rhizopus microsporus ATCC 52813
Lineage: Eukaryota; Fungi; Mucoromycota; Mucoromycetes; Mucorales; Rhizopodaceae
Exons: 2
Coding region: 1-204 (67 amino acids)
Source: RefSeq, a predicted model, not a curated record
AUGUUUCAAAAAAUCGUCAACUUUUGGUUUUCUAGUUUUAUUACUGAACGCCUUUUAGCAAGUCCUUUAUUCAACCGUAUGGCUGCUAAAACACAUCAGCAUGUUUCUACAAUCACUGAAAAGGGUGCUAAGACAGGAGGAGAAUUCAUAAAAGCCUUUAGAGAAAAUCUUGAAAAGGAAGCCAGAAACUCUGGUAGAAGAUAA